This is a messenger RNA of Hypomesus transpacificus, 2422 nucleotides long. It is a transcript of the gene vps50, whose product is annotated as VPS50 EARP/GARPII complex subunit. Bases 364 to 1002 code for a protein of 212 amino acids. The transcript has 6 exons. Gene Ontology annotation, cellular component: EARP complex. The record is from RefSeq and is a predicted model, not a curated record. Gene Ontology annotation, biological process: retrograde transport, endosome to Golgi; endocytic recycling. Lineage: Eukaryota; Metazoa; Chordata; Actinopteri; Osmeriformes; Osmeridae. Gene Ontology annotation, molecular function: SNARE binding.
GGUAAAGCUUAGUGGUUAGAUCAUUUGAUGGCAGUCAAGAGGUCGCUGGUUCAAUUUUCCCUCUCUCUCCCCCUUAAUGUACUGUAUAUAUCACAUGGAUACAAAUGUCUGCUGAACAAAUGUUGAUUUUUAUUUCUGGAGUUUGAGUGUUUGUCUGGUGUGUCGGUACAGGAGGUGGUUGGGGAGAGCGUGGGAGUUUCGUCCGAGGACAGGAAGGAGAAGGUGCCCAGUCCUCACCUUAGCCAGGUGGUGGACCUCUCCAACAGCAGGACCCUCUACGGCCUGGCUCAGCGCGUGGUGGCCACAGAGUCACUCGUGUUCCUGGCAGAGCAGUUUGACUUCCUGCAGACCCACCUGGACUCCAUGAUGCCUGCAGCUAAGAAACCCUUCCUGCAGCAGUUCUACUCUCAGACUGUGUCCACAGCCAGUGAGCUGAGGAAGCCCAUAUACUGGAUCGUAGCUGCCAAGGCUAUCGACUAUGAGCAGAUGCUGCUGCUGAUGGCUGGAGUCAAGUGGGACAUUAGAGAGAUCAUGUCCCAGCACAACGUCUACGUGGACGUGCUGCUGAAGGAGUUUGAGGAGUUUAACCGGCGCCUGGGAGAGGCGUCCAGACAGGUUCGAAUCCCGCUGGCUGUAUCCAACGUGCUGUGGGAGCACUGCAUCCGCCUGGCCAACCGCACCCUGGUGGAGGGCUAUGCUAAUGUGAAGAAGUGCAGUAACGAGGGGCGAGCCCUGAUGCAGCUGGAUUUCCAGCAGUUCCUCACCAAGCUGGAGAAGCUGAGCGACCUGCGGCCCGUCCCUGACAAGGAGUUUGUGGAGACCUACAUCAAGGCCUACUAUCUGACCGAGAACGACAUGGAGCAAUUCAUCAAGAACCACCGGGAGUACUCUAUGAAGCAGCUGGCCAACCUGGUGAACGUAUGUCUGGGCUCUCACAUCAACAAGAAGGCUCGUCAGAAACUGCUGGCUGCCAUCGACGACAUUGACCGACCACGGAGAUAGACACACACACACACACAGUCUGUAUCCACUCCAGGGAGCCUCUUUUAAAUGCCCAUAAAACAUUCCCAUGUACUGAUCAUCUGAGUAGCAUCCAGGAAGUGGACAGUGUUUGUGUUGGACUGUGGUGAAUGUCUGUCGAAAGCUUCUUAAACGUUGCUCCUUUCGUAGUUAUUCCGCUGUUGUUGCAACUGGAUAGAUUCACUCUCCGAUAUCUAACCUGUCGAUGUGCUUCAGCAUAUACUGUCAUGUAACUUUGUUAACACCUUGGGUCAUAGUGUUGGUCGUGAACGGUUACUGCGGUGCAUCCAACAGAACACGCUAAUAUCUGAACCUGGAGCUAACACGCUAACAUCUGAACCUGGAGCUAACACGCUAAUGUCUGAACCUGGAGCUAACACGCUAAUGUCUGAACCUGGAGCUAACACGCUAACAUCUGAACCUGGAGCUAAUACGCUAACAUCUGAACCUGGAGCUAACACGCUAACGUCUGAACCUGGAGCUAACACGCUAACAUCUGAACCUGGAGCUUCUGAACCUGGAGCUAACAUGCUAACCCUGGCAGGGUGAUCCCAUAUGCACAGCAGGCUGAAGAGACCUGCUCCAGUAAGCAUGGCUUGCUUCAUCCUUCCUGUACAGGUACAAUUUCACUGCUUUAUCUGUGUCUGGAUCAACAGGAAGCCUUUGUUCUGUGUCCUGAUCUGCUAUGAUGAUGCAAUGUUUAUUUUUUUCCGGGUGAUGUUUUUAAGAUUUGGAAGCACUUGACGUGUUGAAGGACAGACAGGUAAAGUUGCUCUGAUGUUUUACUUUCCAAGUCUGAGAAUGUUUCCACGGUGCCCUUCAAACGUCCAUUUUGUAAAUAACGUCGAUCUUUGCUGUUAUAUUUCAGUUUGUUUGUCGCAGCACUGCUCGGCUGUGAGUUUCUAUGUUUUGUUGCGUCCAUGAAACCUAAUAUAAGGAUGAUUCUGAAAUAUAUUAUUGUUUGUAGAUGAGGAAAACCUUGUAUCAGCUCUGGCUCAAUCUGCUUGUUGUUCAGUCACAUCACUUAAAGUAGAGCCCAACCUCUAGGUUUCACUAGGUCUGACUUUACAGGAGGAUUCACCAUAAGAGAAAACACAAAACUAUGAUAUUGUUUAUUAAUUAAUUGCUGUGUGAACACCUACUCCAAAACUAUACUGUAAAUUGACAACGUUUAAACGUUGUUUUUAUUUAUUCCUGCAUCUUGUUUCAGAUUACUUUUUCUUUUUAUUCUGUGAUCAUAGAAGUCUGUUUCCUGGCAGUCGUGUCAUUCUUCAACUGUAAAAGAAUAUUUAAAAAACCAACAUUAACUGUACAUGUUAAGAUGACGGUUAAGCGUGCCAUCUGUAACUGUCAAAGUUGUGGAUGAUGAUUACAUAAUAAACACACUACCAUGGAAACCUGA